Penicillium taxi is the source of this 4500-nucleotide messenger RNA. RefSeq lists its product as uncharacterized. Gene Ontology annotation, molecular function: protein binding. The record is from RefSeq and is a predicted model, not a curated record. Bases 1 to 4500 code for a protein of 1499 amino acids. The transcript has 4 exons. Lineage: Eukaryota; Fungi; Ascomycota; Eurotiomycetes; Eurotiales; Aspergillaceae.
AUGAGUUCGACAUCUUUUGGCGGAACAAACUCAGGGACCCAGGUUGUGACCAACCACGGAGUGAUGAUCCAUUUCUCAUCUGACCGACCGGGAACCCCACAGCAGAGGACAGACCAUGAGGUGCUAAGGUCUCUGGCAUUCCCGCAAAUGCUAGACCGGAGAGACAAUAUCGAGCGCUGUCAUACCAAUACCUGCCAAUGGAUUUUGGACUUGGAAAAGUACAAGUCUUGGAGACAGUCCCGCGGUCUACUGUGGAUCAAGGGCAAGCCGGGUGCGGGCAAGUCAACACUCAUGGCAUUCUUGCAUGACAAAGUCGAGAAAUUACAUGACGGGAGUCAGGGCAUUUGGCUCGACUUUUUCUUUACCGCUCGGGGCACUGAGAUGCAACGCACACCUCUAGGGAUGUUCAGAACGUUGCUAAACCAGAUUUUUGACCGCGACGUGACUGUGCGCCCUCGAGUGCGUGAAACUUAUGAGCGCCGAUGUAUGCAGUUUGGGUAUGGUGAACGUCAAUGGGAAUGGCCACAAGGAGUGCUAGAAGAGUUACUUAUAAGUGCUAUUCUGGACUCGGCUAAUCAGCAGCCCGUGACCAUUUUUGUGGAUGCUCUAGAUGAGGCUGGGGCCGAGUCCGCUCAGUGGCUUGCAGCGUACUUCCAUCGGCUUAUUGAUCGCGCACAGAGAAAAGCGUUACCUCUUCAGAUCUGUAUAUCAUGUCGGCACUAUCCGAUUCUAGAAAAUGCCCGAGCUAUAGAGAUAUAUGUUGAAGAACACAACCAUGAAGACAUCGCCACAUACAUCAAAGACAUCCUUGCUGACUCGGGGGUCGGAGACGGUCUCGGUCAAGAGAUGAGAGACAGACUGGUAGAGCAAUUGAUCCAGCAAGCUAAUGGGGUGUUCCAAUGGGCCUAUCUCAUGGUGCCUCUUAUACGACGGAGGAUGUUAGAAGGAGAGUCAUUUGAUGACACGUGUUACUGGUUACGCGAUAUCCCAUCCGCCUUAGAAGACAUAUACAUCUAUGUUCUCAAAAACACGAUAGAGGACAGAAACCAUGGAGAAUCGCUCCUCUUGUUCCAGUGGAUAUGUCUCGCUGAGCGACCCCUGACUGUGACAGAAAUGCGGUAUGCCCUAGCAGCCAAUAAAGCUAGAAUGACAUCUUCCCCUAUAAGGACAUGGGAGAAUAUCAACGGGUUUAUCGAAAGCGAUGAGCGCAUGAAACGAAGGAUCAAGGCUCUAUCUGGUGGACUAGCUGAAAUAGUCUUAAGUGGGGACGGAAAGGAGACCGUACAGGCAGUACACCAGUCGGUCAACGACUUUUUACGCGUAAAAGGAUUACAGCUUCUAUAUCGUGCUGUCACCGCCAGCAGAUCAUCUUUUGAUGAUAAUAAGGUUCUCUUUCAAUGCCAAGCAGCCCUCUAUCGAUCAUGCCUAGUAUACCUAGCCACAGCAAACUUACCUCAAGAUUGUAGCAGGGAAAGAAGAGAGGAGAUUAUUCAGGAGCACCCAUUACUUAAUUACGCCACCAUCAACCUAUUCAUUCAUGCAGAAAAUGCCGCGGAAUCUCGACAGGACGUAGUACAGAAUGAAUUCAAUGUGCUACAGGAAGUAAUAAGUCGAUGGGUCCAGAUUUAUAGGAUCUUGCAUCGGUCUUAUAUACGAUGCCCAGCGAAAGGCACAACAUUAUUGCAUAUGUCUGCAGCUGCCAAUCUUGUCGAUGUUAUGGAACGUUUGUUGUCGAACAGUACGAAUAUAGCGAUGAAAAAUGAAGAUGGAAGCACGGCAUUCCAUUCAGCAGCACAGUGGGGUCAUAUACCAGCUGGCAAAAUACUUCUGGAGAAAGGAGGAAACUGUGAGCGAAGAAAUCGAAAUGGAAUGACCCCAUUACGUGAGGCAGCCAGAUGGGGGCGUGUGAAAUUUGUCGAAUGGCUCCUAUAUGAGGGAGCGAACAUUGGAAACUUGAAUGAUGUGGGAAGUGCGCUACAAGAUGCUUCUGAAGCAGGGCAUGAAAGUGUGGUGGAACUGAUAAUUGGAGCUGGAGCAGAGGUUAAUGCCCAGGGUGGAAUGUAUGGCAAUGCCCUCCAGGCUGCUGCAUACGAAGGACGUACCAAGAUAGUGCAGAUGCUACUCGACGCUCACGCCGAUGUCAAUGCCCAGGGUGGAAGGUAUGGCAAUGCCCUCCAGGCUGCUGCAUACAGAGGAGAUGCUGAGAUAGUUCAGAUGCUACUCGACGCUCACGCCGAUGUCAAUGCCCAGGGUGGAGAGUAUGGCAAUUCCCUCCAGGCUGCUGCAUUCGGAGGACGUACCAAGAUAGUGCAGAUGCUACUCGACGCUCACGCCGAUGUCAAUGCCCAGGGUGGAGAGUAUGGCAAUUCCCUCCAGGCUGCUGCAUUCGGAGGAGAUGCUGAGAUAGUGCAGAUGCUACUCGACGCUCACGCCGAUGUCAAUGCCCAGGGUGGAGAGUAUGGCAAUGCCCUCCAGGCUGCUGCAUCUGCAUACAGAGGACGUACCAAGAUAGUGCAGAUGCUACUCGACGCUCACGCCGAUGUCAAUGCCCAGGGUGGAGAGUAUGGCAAUGCCCUCCAGGCUGCUGCAUACAGAGGACAUGCCGGGAUAGUGCAGAUGCUACUCGACGCUCCCGCCGAUGUCAAUGCCCAGAGUGGAGAGUAUGGCAAUGCCCUCCAGGCUGCUGCAUUCGGAGGAGAUGCUGAGAUAGUGCAGAUGCUACUCGACGCUCACGCCGAUGUCAAUGCCCAGGGUGGAAGUUAUGGCAAUGCCCUCCAGGCUGCUGCAUACGGAGGAUAUACCAAGAUAGUGCAGAUGCUACUCGACGCUCCCGCCGAUGUCAAUGCCCAGGGUGGAAGGUAUGGCAAUGCCCUCCAGGCUGCUGCAUACGGAGGACGUACCAAGAUAGUGCAGAUGCUACUCGACGCUCACGCCGAUGUCAAUGCCCAGGGUGGAGAGUAUGGCAAUGCCCUCCAGGCUGCUGCAUUCGGAGGAGAUGCUGAGAUAGUGCAGAUGCUACUCGACGCUCACGCCGAUGUCAAUGCCCAGGGUGGAAUGUAUGGCAAUGCCCUCCAGGCUGCUGCAUACGGAGGAUAUACCAAGAUAGUGCAGAUGCUACUCGACGCUCACGCCGAUGUCAAUGCCCAGGGUGGAGAGUAUGGCAAUGCCCUCCAGGCUGCUGCAUACAGAGGACGUACCAAGAUAGUGCAGAUGCUACUCGACGCUCACGCCGAUGUCAAUGCCCAGGGUGGAGAGUAUGGCAAUUCCCUCCAGGCUGCUGCAUUCGGAGGAGAUACUGAGAUAGUGCAGAUGCUACUCGACGCUCACGCCGAUGUCAAUGCCCAGGGUGGAGAGUAUGGCAAUGCCCUCCAGGCUGCUGCAUUCGGAGGAGAUGCUGAGAUAGUGCAGAUGCUACUCGACGCUCACGCCGAUGUCAAUGCUCAGGGUGGAGAGUAUGGCAAUGCCCUCCAUGCUGCUGUUGUAUCUAUAUAUGGAGAACAUCCCGAGACAGUGCAGAUGCUACUCGACGCUCACGCCGAUGUCAAUGCUCAGGGUGGAGAGUAUGGCAAUGCCCUCCAGGCUGCUGCAUAUAGACGACAUACCAAGAUAGUGCAGAUGCUACUCGACGCUCACGCCGAUGUCAAUGCCCAGGGUGGAGAGUAUGGCAAUGCCCUCCAGGCUGCUGCAUUCGGAGGAGAUGCUGAGAUAGUGCAGAUGCUACUCGACGCUCACGCCGAUGUCAAUGCCCAGGGUGGUGAAUAUGGAUCCCCUCUCUUGGCGGCCGCUUAUGGGGGCCAUAUUGGUCAGGUUCAAGUUCUUCUGAACGUCGGUGCAGACUUUUUAUUUGUAGAUGAGUUAGGCCAGACACUCCUUCAUGCUGCAGCCUCAAGAAACAUGCUCCAAUUUUUCUAUCGAUUUCCGCUGCUCACAUCUAAUAUCAAUAUCCGGGACAAGCUCCUACAAACUCCUCUGCAUCUGGCCAUUUAUCUCGGUCACAUCAGAUUCGCCUUCAUGCUUCUUGACCUUGGUGCUGAUCCUUGCAUUCAAGAUGGCUUCGGCAGAAACAUCUUGGACUGGGCGCUGGGAAAUCCAAGUCUAAUACAGCAAAUCCUUAACAAAUGCCCUCACAUUGUCUUAACUCCUGAUAAGACUCAAAAUUUGACCGUUUCUCAAUCGAUUCUUCACACCUCGGAUAUGCUUCUUCGUUCCAAGCUGAACUCCCCAUGGCCUCUUUUACAACAAUUAGGUCGCUAUUUCUUGUUCCUCAACGACGUGGAUAAUGCGCGCUAUCUUUUCCAGCUUCAUCUAUCUGGUGAGGCUUUUGGCACUACUGUAUAUCAGAUUAUCUGUGACUUAUGUGAACGUCGCAUCACCGGGUCUCACUUUAUAUACACCAAUACCAUGGCCGAUUACACACGCCUCAAGAAAAUCAAACCCUUGAAGUGUCCGGUAAACCUGCAAAUGAGUGUCGACUCACUGGGUCAGCACCAGAGCACUUGA